Messenger RNA from Sclerotinia sclerotiorum 1980 UF-70, 804 nucleotides. RefSeq lists its product with no specific name. The transcript has 3 exons. The coding region runs from base 1 to 804 and encodes 267 amino acids. Lineage: Eukaryota; Fungi; Ascomycota; Leotiomycetes; Helotiales; Sclerotiniaceae. The record is from RefSeq and is a predicted model, not a curated record.
AUGUCAACACCAAUGAUAGACCCCAUUCCACAGCGCAGCAGCUGGUGGAAACAACAUAACGCAUAUUAUGGCAUACCAGCGGAAGGGUCGAGUGAUUUUGAAUUCCGCCCGGCACCAAGAAUAUUCAGAUAUCCAGGACCAUUAACCGAAGACAACCUAGGCGACCAGACGAAGUCAGGCAAAACAAGAUCUUUCUUGGAUUAUGGUGAUCCUAAACCCCGCAUCUGGUCUCAUGAAAACAUGCCACCCGACCCCAGCAAGAGUCAAUGGAGUUUCACGCCGAACACUCCAACGCACAUCGCUCAAAUACUUCAAAUACUCGAACUAGGAGAUCUAGCCUUCGCACAAGCCAAAAAUGGACAGGUUAUGACGCCUCCGCGAUGUGGUCGUGAUCAUACAUUCCCGGAGAUACUAGCAGCAACCGCCCUGGCCAAAAUGCAAGAAAGUGGAUUCAAGGAAUUACCCUCACAAGAGGACGUCUUCGAGUUGUACCAUAAUUGGAAUAUGUAUGUUGAUCGAGCGGGAUUAUCUAAUGCUGAGAUUCCAUGGGGUUUCAGGGAUGCUUUUGAUGCGGAGGGUAAAAGAAAGAUUAGCUGGAUGGCUUAUAACGACAAUAUUUUACCCUAUCUUGCACUUUUGACGAACGAACAAAAUGUCGCUUACGAGGCUUCGCCAGUUACUACUCUGCUCGAACUGGAAGUUCAGAAGGAUAUGGAGAAGAUGUUGAAGGCGCAGGAGCUGGUCGUCAAUGCUACUUCUUUUAUGAAGUCUUUUUCUGAACUAUUUCCUAAGCGAGGGUACUGA